AUGUCCGAUACGAAACCAUUUGACCCGUUUCGCUCAAAGCGACUCAUAUAUCGCGCCGUGAACGACACCCUAGCCGACGACAGGUUUGUCCAUGAUAUCCAGCGGGACGCGGAGGCCCAAUCUGGUUCUAGCUACGGACUAUUGCGGCCCGAGAGUAUGAAAGCGAGCAACGCAUUCAAACAACAUAUUGCAGAGAAAUGUCUCCUCGGUGCGAUUAUCUGCUUGCCAGCUACUAGGGGUGAUUGGGGUGACGGAGCUGAAGAACCUGUUGGUAUUAUCUGUCUUAAAGCCAAUCCUCCACAACAUGCGCACCAUAGAUGGACGGACAUCAGCAUUGAUAUCGCGAGGGACCAUCGCGGGAAGGGUUACGGUAGUGAAGCCAUCCAGUGGUCCUUGUGGUAUGCUAUCCAGAUGGCCGGCUUGCACCGCGUUCAGAUUGUAGCCUUUUCGUUCAAUGAGGGUGCGAUGAAGCUUUAUAAGAAAUUGGGGUUUAAAGAAGAAGGGAGGCAACGUGAGGCUAUGUGGUUUAAUGGUGGUUGGCAUGACUAUGUCAUACACGGCAUCCUGGAAGAUGAAUGGCGGGAGAUGCAAAAGGAGAUAGAGCCUAGGUGA
Messenger RNA from Hypoxylon trugodes, 612 nucleotides. Its product is annotated as putative GNAT family acetyltransferase. Gene Ontology annotation, molecular function: acyltransferase activity, transferring groups other than amino-acyl groups. Lineage: Eukaryota; Fungi; Ascomycota; Sordariomycetes; Xylariales; Hypoxylaceae. The transcript has a single exon. The record is from RefSeq and is a predicted model, not a curated record. The coding region runs from base 1 to 612 and encodes 203 amino acids.